Pocillopora meandrina is the source of this 2917-nucleotide messenger RNA. Lineage: Eukaryota; Metazoa; Cnidaria; Anthozoa; Scleractinia; Pocilloporidae. The record is from the annotation of a GenBank genome assembly.
AUGGAAGGCUUCCCAGGAGAUCAAGAGGCCUUUGGACGCGUUUGUGAUCUCAUUAUUGGCAAAGCUCUUGAGUAGUAUGUGAAAUUUUGAUUGUCUUUUACGUUAGUGCGAUCGCUCAUUUUACCAGCAGGAAAAAGUUCCAGUCUAAGAACUCCGUGUUGCUUUGUUUUAUUGUCCCCGUAACAACAGCAUCAUAAUUGGGAUUAGUUCAAAGACUGAAACUAAACCAUUUGGAAUUAUUAACAACCAACUUUGCUUUUAAUACUUUACGUCUUGUGGUAUGCUUCUUUGUCGCGUCUUAAAGCAUAAUGGUGCAAUGAUGGUCCAACGAUAGUGCAAUAAUGGCCCGAUUUAUACUAGAGACGGAUCAUCCGUCAUACGGAUAAUCCGUCCAAGUAUAAAUCCGAAGUCGAAUUUUGACGAAUAAUCUGUCUAGAUAUAAAUCGUUCACGAGUUUCACGACGGGUGUCUCGGUGUUGAGCCGAGUGGAAGCCUGACGAGAGCUUAAAUAUGGCGGCUCUCGUAGCCUUGUUGAUGAAAUCGAGAAGAACAGCAUUGGAUAUGGCGGUAUAUCAGAGAAGAAUUUCCUCUGUCAAGCGCAUGUUUGAGUCGGAAAAUAGCUUAAUGAACUUCAUGUUACCCUUUUCUCUCGCUAAUCUUGCUCAAGAUAGGAAGACAAGAGGAAGUGAUUACACCAACGGUGUAAUCACUUCCUCUGUAUUGUGGGUCAUAUAUAACUUCUGCGAAGACGUCCGUGUCUUGAUCUGUCCAAGUCAACUUCUUGUUUGCUUUCUCCUUCUUUUUUGUGAUUGCUUUCGAGGGGACGAUUAAUUUACCGGACGCCAUCUUGAAAUAGGCAUCCCAGGAAACCUUGCAAAACUAUAGAAACCAGUCUCUCUCAUAUGGACACUUCGUCAAAAACCGUCUUCGUUUUCCGUCUAGAUAAAAAUUUAGAGACGGAUGAUCCGUGUAAGACGAGCUAUCCGUCUGUUAGCACGUCUUCAAGACGUGCUGACAGACGGAUCAGCCUGAGACGAAUUUUGCUCCAUAAUUCGUCUUAGUACCGAAUUUAUAUUUAGACGAGUUAUCCGUCUGAGACGGAUGAUUCGUCUCUGACGGGUAACUCGUCUCUAGUAUAAAUUCGGCCAAUGGUGCAUUGAUGGUGCAAUGAUAAGGCCCCUUUGGUUUUUGUCUGAUAUUGCUUCACUCUUUAGAACGACUGAUGAAAGCAACCUUAAUAGAUUCGUAAGUGAGCGAAAAUAAUACUUAAUACUUAGUUUUUUCCCGUUGUUGCAACCUUUUCUGCAUUUAUGGAAUUGUUAAAAAAAACUUUGAAAGAACUCAGUUGGCACCUACGUCCUGGCGCACGCAGUUACGGACUUUGUUUCAUAUUUAUUGUUGAAUUGCAGGUGUGCGCUCAUUGUUUGAUUCAAAAGAUUUAAGCUGACGUAAUAUGUUUUGUGGCGCAUACGAAAUAAAGUGGAUUUGGAAUUUUUGAGUCGAACUGGACUUGUAUUGUUCCUUCGGUUUUAAAAGGGGUUUUCCAAUCGAUUUACGGGUUUUGUGGGCUGUUGGGAAAACCGUCAGGACACCUACCCUGCAGGCAAUCUUACGAUUCAUAAUCCAGUCUCUAACUUAAAUGGUAUAACUUUCCCCGGCCCUGACGUUGACUUUGGAUGUCAAAUUUUUAGUCCCUUUCACUGAACUCGUAGGGUUACCCUAGCAUUCACACCACAUACUACCAAAUCAUAGAACUAUUUGCAAUUUGUCUUUUCUCUCUAUUACAGCUACAUGAGAUCCGAAUACAGCAAUAUUUUUGAAACGCAUCAGUGUCGCCCACAUGCAUAUGGGCACACUUGGAGCGCUGGGUACGAACUCGCUUCAGGAAUGCUCCACGGUCAGGCUGUGGCCACUGGGAUGGGCUUUGGUGCCUAUCUCUCUCUCUGCACCGGUUGGAUUACGCAACACGAGUUUGAUCGGAUCCUGAAACUCCUCAGUGACCUUGGAUUAUCUUUGUGGCACCCUGUCAUGGAAGAUUCUCAGGCUCUGUACCAAAUCCAGGCAAGCGUUAUUGAGAAGCGGGCGGGAAACUUAGUGGCACCAGUACCCAAAGGACUCGGGAAGUGCGGUUACAUUAACGACAUGCCUUAUGAGCUGCUUGACAAGCGCCUCGGAGAGUACCGGAAGGUCACCCAAGGAUAUCCAAGGCAGGGGGUAGGCAUUGAAGUGCACUGCAAGGAUAUUGGGCUUGAGGAUCCGGCCACUGUUGGAAACGUCAAUAGGGAACUCCCCAGUCAAGACGCUAAGGAUAAUGCAUCAGUGAACGAGUGCCAUCUCGAAGCUGUUAAGAAGUCGGGUAUCUAACGCAUUGAACUACGUGACCGUGUGUAAUAUCAGAUACCGUUUUUACCCUUCAAUAAUCGUUUUAUAGAGAAUCGAAAAAAAACAUAGAGGAGCAAUCUUUGCAACUGUGAAUUGUUCAGAAUGUGUCUUGCAUAACCUUGAUGUUACAUGCAAUAAAAACAAUAGCGAUUCCGAUAGUUUGAAAAUUAGAGAAGUGAACGAUGACAUUUUACGAUAGGAUAAUUUUCCCGUUGCUCCAAAAUAAUUUAAACAAUUAAUUAAUUUUAGAUCCAAUUCUGGAAUCUCAAUUCGCUUUUAAAUAUCUUAGAAUUUUUUAGCCAAUAAUUGUCAAUUAUCUGUUAGAUUUAAUUUUAUACUUUAGGUGAUUAAAUUCAAAUAGCCCCAAAAUUGUCAGAGCCUCAAAGCAUAUCGUUUUCAAAUAAAGGAUUUGAUGAUCAAUCGAUUGAAUGAUUAACCCUUUGGGCCUUAAAAGUGAUCAGCAUCUAAUUUCUCCGUAUAAUAUCACUCCUAAAUCACACAGUAAGGUUACAAGAAUAAAGGAAAUGAUCACCAG